Molecule: messenger RNA, 1032 nt
Organism: Dacryopinax primogenitus
Lineage: Eukaryota; Fungi; Basidiomycota; Dacrymycetes; Dacrymycetales; Dacrymycetaceae
Product: homoserine acetyltransferase family protein
Exons: 4
Coding region: 1-1032 (343 amino acids)
Biological process (GO): biosynthetic process
Molecular function (GO): acyltransferase activity, transferring groups other than amino-acyl groups
Source: RefSeq, a predicted model, not a curated record
AUGCUCAAGGUCGAGCGGUUCGCGCUGGGAGAGUUCACUCUCGUUGGUGGACAAAAGACCACUGACUGUUUCCUGGAAUACCACGCUCUUGGCGACCCGACAAACCCUGCUGUUCUUAAGCCGACAUGCUUCGGAGGUAGCAUUCGCUCCAGUGACAUACCAAUUGGAGAGGAGCAUACGCUUACGCCUGAGAAAUAUUUCAUCAUCCAGGUCGGCAUGUUGGGUGGUGGGGAGAGCUCUUCUCCCUCUAACUCCAAAGCACCUUACGACGGACCUCGGUUUCCACCGAUCACGCUAGCGGACCAGGUGGAAGCACAGAAGAAGCUCGUGGAAAGCCUUGGUAUAACGAAGCUGUGGGCCGUCACAGGAUAUAGCAUGGGUGCUAUGCAGUCUUAUCAAUGGGCCGUGCAAUAUCCAUCAUUCGUCCAACAUAUCAUCCCCACCUCCGGUGCUGCACGCUGCAGCCUACAUAACUACGUCUUUCUUGAAGGACCCAAGAACGCACUUUUCGCCGAUGGCAAGUUCAACAAUGGAGAAUACACGCCAGACGACCUUCCUCUCCUUGGUUUGAAGGGUUUUGCUCGUGCGUAUUCCGGUUGGGGCUUUAGCAGUGCAUGGUAUAGAGAGCAUCGGUAUAAGGAGCUCGGAUUCAAGGAUUUCGACGAGUAUUUGGUCAAGUAUUGGGAUGAAGGGAUGGGCACUUUGGAUGCAAACGACCUCCUCUCUCUCGUCAAGACCUGGCAGACUGGCGACGUAUCCAACAUCCCUCCUUACAACGGUAACUUGGAGGCAGCGAUGCAAGCCAUCGAGGCGCGUGCACUAGUCAUGCCGUGCACAACGGACCAAUACUUCGAGGCCGUCACGGGCGAACACGAGGUCUCGCUCAUGCGACCAGGCAUCGGCAAGUACAACCCGAUUAUCAGUAUCUGGGGCCACCAGGCCGGGGGAUGUAGUAAUCCUGUCGACAACAAGUUUUACGACGAUUCAGUUGCUGCGCUCUUUGCGGAGACUGAGGCGAAGCUGAACGCUUGA